This is a messenger RNA of Funneliformis mosseae, 879 nucleotides long. The record is from the annotation of a GenBank genome assembly. NCBI's taxonomy places the organism in Eukaryota, Fungi, Glomeromycota, Glomeromycetes, Glomerales, Glomeraceae.
AUGGGUCCAGUUGUAGAUAGUAAUGAAGCUAUGCGGUGCGAGUACAUUUCAACAAUCUUACAUACGGCUGUAAGUAUUCUCAGUGACUUAGUAAUCACAUCUCAGGCGAAUAUAAUUGGUGAAGAAAACACAGGCUGUGUCGACUAUGCCAUCAAAAAAAUUAUCAGUGAGAUGCUGGAGGAAAUAAUUUGCAUAACUGAAGGCAAACAAAAUCAGGCGACUAUGGAUGAGAUAGAGCCUCAAAGCUCUGUUUUCUCGAAUACUAUUAAUCUGGUAUCAAAUGUAUAUGAGAUGACGGAUGAUGAAGAACAAGAUAACGAGGUCCCAGAGGGAUCCGAUCAGAAUAAUGUAUUGGUGGAAUCAACUACAUCUAUUCCAUUAGCCCAUGAUUCUAAUUCUUCUGAUAAUUCCAAGGAAGUCAGCCCAAGUAAUCCACUCGAAGCUGAUGGCGAUUUUUACAAAAUGCUUUUGAGAGAUUUUGAUAAGGAAGUUGAUUCCACACCCCAGAUGAUGAAUGAAAUUACGAGCUACAUGUUCUCUCUAUUAUCUAAAAUUCCGGCCAGAUACGCUUCUUCAAACAUAUUCUCUCUAUUACCUAAAAUCACAGCCAGAUGCAUUUCUAUAAAUGCAAGAAUGGAGGAUUCUAUGGGUAAUGUUUUCAAUGUAACCCUUUCUCAUUGGAACGUAAAUUUAAGCGCAGAAGAACUUAGGAAACAGAAUGCUAUAGUCCAAGAGUUAGCACUACGCAUGUUGAAAUCUCACCAUCACUAUACCAGUUCCUCUGUAUCAAGGAGAGCUAUAGCGAAGAGAACUGUAGAGGAGAGAACCACACCUAAGAAAACCAUAGUGAAGAGGAGAAGCGUUAGAAUUAAAACAUGA